Molecule: messenger RNA, 3106 nt
Organism: Salvia hispanica
Lineage: Eukaryota; Viridiplantae; Streptophyta; Magnoliopsida; Lamiales; Lamiaceae
Source: RefSeq, a predicted model, not a curated record
AUGGAGGCACUCACAACUUUGCGAGCACAAUGGAGGCACUCGCAAAUUUGCGAGCACAAUGUAGCAGGCCUGGACUUCGCCUUCUUUCUAGCACAAUGGUGCUCGCAAACGAAUGGUGCUCGCAAAAGUCGUCACAAGUUUGCGACGAGCGUGAGAAGAUAUAUGGAAGGUACACCAGAGAUGCUACCUCCCCCUCCCCCUGUGGUCCCACCCAAUGUUGUGCCACAGAAAGUAGCUAUUGGGAAAAGGGUUCCCAUGUCUAGGCCUGGAGUUGCCACCAGAGGGCAAAGCAUCCCACUCUUGGUUAACCAUUUUAAGGUUACUGUAGCCAAGAGUGAGGGCUACUUCUAUCACUACAGUGUCUCGAUCAAGUAUGAAGAUGGUAACCCUGUUGAUGCAAAAGGAAUUGGGAGAAAGAUACUAGAAAAACUUCAUGAAACAUAUGUUGUUGAGCUGGAUGGGAAAAAGUGUGCAUAUGAUGGUGAGAAGAGCUUGUUCACUAUUGGUCCUUUGCCUCAAAACAAACUGGAGUUCACUGUGAUUUUGGAUGAAGUUUCCUCAAAUAGGAGCACUGGGAGAGGAAGCCCCGAAGCUGAUGGUAGCCCUACUGACCUUGAUAGAAAACGUCUACGUAAGCAGCCUCGUUCAAAGACUUACAAUGUGGCAAUAAGCUAUGCUGCAAAGAUCCCAAUGCAAGCCAUUCCCAAUGCACUUCGGGGGCAAGAUUCUGAGCACUUUCAAGAAUCUGUGAGAGUGCUAGAUAUCAUUCUGAGACAGAAUGCUGCUCAACAGGGGUGCCUUCUAGUGCGUCAGUCCUUCUUCCACAAUGAUGAUAGAAACUACGUGGACUUGGGAGGUGGUGUCUUCGGUUGCCGGGGUUUCCAUUCUAGUUUUAGAGCAACACAAGGAGGUCUUUCCUUGAAUAUGGAUGUAUCAACCACCAUGAUCGUUAGGCCUGGACCAGUGAUAGAUUUUCUCCUCUUCAAUCAAAAUAUUGAUAAUCCCUCACGCAUUGAUUGGGUUAAGGCCAAGAGGGCACUGAAGAAUCUGAGGGUCCGGGCAACUAAUUCGAAUAGGGAAUUCAAGAUCAGCGGCUUGAGUGACUUCGUGUGCAAGGAGCAAACGUUCUCACUGAAACAAAGAAGUGAAGGACGAGAAGUGGAGAUCACUGUAUAUGACUAUUUUCUCAAUGAGCGCAAUAUCCAGUUGAAGUAUUCAGGAGAUAUGCCAUGCCUGAAUGUGGGGAAACCAAAGCGUCCCACUUACAUUCCUGUUGAGCUAUGCUCCUUGGUAUCCCUUCAACGGUAUACAAAGGCUUUGUCAAAUUUUCAGAGAGCUGCACUUGUAGAAAAGUCUAGACAAAAGCCUCAUGAGAGGAUGAAUGCCUUGAAAAACGGCCUGUCGAAAAGCAACUAUGCCGCUGAUCCUCUUCUUCAAUCGGCUGGAGUUACAAUCAGCACUGAAUUUACUCGCAUUCAGGGCCGUGUCUUGGCACCACCUAAGCUGAGAGUUGGCAAUGGAGAGGACUUUGCGCCACGUAACGGAAGGUGGAACUUCAACCAGAAGAAACUGGUUGAGCCUGUCAAAAUUGAAAGAUGGGCUGUUGUUAACUUCUCUGCUCGGUGCAAUAUGCACAACUUGUGCAAAGACUUGAUCAGAUGUGGAAACAUGAAAGGAAUAAUCAUACAUGAUCCUUAUGUAAUGAUCGAAGAGAUGGCACAGUCAAGGCGAAGCCCUUCUCCUAUCCGGGUUGAUGAUAUGAUUGGCUUGGUCAAGACGAAACUUCCAGGCCCCCCUCAGUUUCUUCUCUGCAUUCUGCCAGAGAAGAAAAACUCUGAUCUCUAUGGCCCUUGGAAGAAGAGGAAUCUUUCUGAACUUGGUGUGGUGACUCAAUGCAUUGCGCCAACACGCAUCAAUGACCAGUACUUGACCAAUUUGCUGCUGAAGAUCAAUGCCAAGCUUGGUGGCCUGAAUUCUAUCUUAACUACAGAAAACGCUCCACCAAGGCCACUACCCCUGGUUUAUAGCAAACCCACCAUUAUCAUAGGAAUGGAUGUUUCCCAUGGUUCACCUGGCCGAGAUGUCCCCUCUGUUGCUGCGGUUGUUAGUUCGAGGAAAUGGCCUUUGAUAUCCAAAUACCGGGCAGCAGUCCGUACUCAACCGCCAAGAUCUGAGAUGAUCGAGUGUCUGUUCAAGCCAACUUCUGCAACUGAAGAUGCAGGCAUUUUCAGGGAGCUACUGAACGAUUUCUAUGAGAGCUGUGGGCGUAGACCAGAACAAAUAAUCAUUUUCAGGGAUGGAGUGAGCGAGUCCCAGUUCAACCAAGUCCUAAACAUUGAGCUGGAGCAGAUUAUCCAGGCUUGCAAGUUUAGAGAUGAGAAAUGGGAACCCAAGUUCAUGCUGGUUGUGGCACAAAAGAACCACCAUACCAAGAUCUUCCAAGCCAACUCUCCUGACAAUGUCCCUCCAGGGACGGUGAUUGACAAUGGAAUAUGCCAUCCUAGAAACAAUGAUUUCUAUAUGUGUGCUCAUGCUGGAAUGAUUGGAACAACCCGGCCCACACACUAUCAUGUUCUCUACGAUGAGCUCGGCUACUCUCCUGAUGAUUUUCAGGAGUUUGUGCUCUCCUUGUCCUAUGUGUACCAGAGAAGCACUACAGCCAUAUCAAUAGUGGCUCCUAUAUGCUAUGCUCAUCUUGCUGCGGCUCAGAUGUCUCAGUUCCUGAAGUUUGAAGACUUGUCGGACAAGUCAUCGAGCCACAGUGGUGGCGGGGGCCCUACUGUGCCUGAGCUUCCAGUCCUGGAGGAGAAAGUCCGCAGCUCCAUGUUCUUCUGCUGAGUAAUUGAAAGGCCUCAUGCACUUAACCACUAGAAUGAAAACUAUGAGUUUCACAACUCUCUGCUAACUUAAAUACUCCAGUUUUGGCGCUUACAUGAUCUAUUUUGGCCUUUAUUUUGAGCAUAAAAUUUGCUGCAAUGAUUUUGUCAAGUCGAAUAUUUGCUCGUCUGCCAUUGGAGUUGGCUGACCAUAUAGCAGGAGUGCCUGCUAUUUAUUGUGUUAUUUCGGUUUGUAGUAGAGUGAAUGACUACUUUUGUGGAUUGCUAUA